AUGGACUCCACAGCUCACUCUGAAAAUUCUAGCAACCAUCAAGACAUCCAUCCGUCUCCUCCGCCCGACGAGACAGAGCUAGCCAAAAACAAGACAUCGCCUCUCAAGAAGACUGUCGCCACCCGCCAGAGGUACCUCACCACGGGGAAGAUUGGCGAAGAGGACCGUCCUGAAUUCCGCUACAAUCUGUCGGACGACAUGAUGCCUUACUUUGCCGAAGUUGAGGCCGAUGGCUUCCUCGAGACUCACUUGCCUGGUGAAGACUUCAAACACAAUGCUAGGAGGGAGCCCUUGAGAUUCAAUACAGAGUUGCUCAAAAAUAAUGAGCGCGAAAUGGCAGAAGAGUUUGUCCACGUCGCAAGCCCUGCACUCAAGAGGGGUGGUUCCAAACCACUCGUAGCCAAGAUCACUGCAGACUUGCCGGAUUCUACAGAGUCAACUGGGUUUGGUCAAGGUGGCAAGAAGAGACCUGACGUCGUCCUCUAUCCCAACAACAAAGAGGCAGUCAAGGACUACACCCUGUCGAAGGACGACAUCGAGGGACUCAAGCAGGGGAGGGACAAAAGAAAGACAUUCAAGAAUUCGAAGGACCAAAUGGAGGGAUCGGAAUACGAUUUCAGUCGUCUUGCUCGGACCUGUUGGUCGUGGGUCUGCGUACCCGUGGAGCUCAAGGCAGAUCAUCAACAGUCGGCGUUCGGAUUCGGCAAUGAUCCCAAUUUCCUUCCUGGUGGUCGAAAGAGGCGAGGUGCAAGGGGCCAACUUGCCGAUUAUGCUGCCAGAAUUCUUCAGCGCCAACACCUCCUAUUCUUCUUCAUGAUCGCAAUCACUCGCAACGAGGCGCGACUCAUGCGCUGGGACCGGGCUGGUGCUAUCGUCACCCAACCCCUCGAUCUCAGGGACCCCGAUCAAGCGGACAAGCUACUAACGUUUCUGUAUCGAUUAAGCAGGGCGAAGCCCGAACAACGCGGCUGCGACCGAACCGUUCAGCGUGCGACCAAGAAGGAGAUCGACUUGAUGCGAGAGGCAAAGGACUCCAUCCCUCAAGGCGACUACCGUCUGAAGCGCCUGAACUUGGCUAUGGCCGAGGGUUGGCCCGUCUACAAGGUGCUGUGUCGUGAGGACGACGUUGUAUCUGUGGACGCCUGGCGUGCUACUAGCACGAAUACUGACUCUGCAUCUUCCACUGUACCUCCGCCUUCCUUGUCUCUAGCUAAUAUCGGCUCACUAUCCGAGGACCCUGAUCCCUUUGGGCCUGGUACAUCCUCGACAGCUCGGACUGCAUCGAAAGCUCGCAACCGCCCUGCUGUACAUUAUCGGUGCUUCUUGAUCUGCAAACACGACUUCUCGAGCGACUCUCCUAUCGGGCGUGGCACAAGGGGGUACCUUGCGUACGACAUGAAGACUGGCAAAUUUGUAUACUUAAAGGACUCUUGGCGCGUCUCCACAGGAAACUCGGAGAUCAAGGUCUAUCAGCGUUUGCAUGAGCGUGGUGUCGAAAACAUUGCAACACCGAUUUGUGGUGGCGAUGUCGUGGAUAUCGACGGGACUCUGCACCGAACGUUGGCUCAGAAGCACAACCGCAAGGCAGAAUACAUCCAUUGUCGGCUUGUCGUGGAAGAAAUCGGUGAGUCCAUCCUGGACUAUCCCACCAGCAAAGACUUGGUAGCGGUGAUGUAUGGCGCUAUCACUGCACAUCAACAGGCUUGCGAGAAAGCUGAAGUAAUGCACCGGGACAUCAGCGAGGCGAAUAUGCUCAUGAUCCCAGAUCCCAACUCACCGUAUGCUGGCGUUACGAAGAGAGGGAUCCUCAUUGAUUGGGAUCUCUGCAAAUCUUACGCUCAGCUUAGGCAUAGCGCUAAGCAAAACAACCGUUCAGGAACAUGGCAAUUCAUGUCCGCGUUGCUUCUCUUGAGGCCGGGUUUCAAACAGCACACUAUCGCCGACGACUUGGAAUCAUUCAUGCACGUUCUCAACUGGAUCUGCUUGCGGUACCACAAGACCACCCAUCAAGGUCUACAAGGGCAUGUAAGCAGCGUUUUCGACGGACCCAAAAAGGAAAACCCAGAGGAUCGCACUGGUGGUGGUGAAAAAAUCUUUCUUAUACUUACCGGCACUCCGUCCGCAAUUCUGUCUGAGGUGUCGGCUUUAAAGGAUCUGCUUCGCAAUCUAGCCAAAUUGUGCCAAGCUCAGUACAACGCCACCGAUCUUACACCGUACGCCGGACUAUAUCCUGUCGACGAAUCCGCUCCUGCAAGUUUCUAUGCCAACAGGAAAGUACCUGGUUUCGGGGUCCCAGGGAACAUGGAGAGUUCUCACAAGCGUGUUGAAGAUCCGGCAUUCUCGACUCACAAGCAGAUCGUUGAUGCUUUCGAAUGGGCUCUUUGUGGGCUUGCCCAACACUACCCCAAGAAAGAGGACGACAAAUUCGCGCAGUUCGCGAAAAUCGAUCGAUCUCAAUACUCUGUUCACUCUUCCUUCUCUGGGUCAAAACGAUACUCGGAAGAGCUUGGAGAUGGAGGAGAUGAAGAGCAGCCACUUGCGAAGAAACUUAGGCCCGCGAGGACGAACCGACAGCCAUCGCACACACUCGGCGCAAUUAUCGAGAACGAGGCGACCAGGGACCAACCGGGGAUGAGAGACUCGAGCUGCAUGUCCGGUACUCGAUCCAUCCGCCACAGGGUAAUCUCUGCUGCUUCUCAUGACGAGUUAGCGGUCCCGAUGACGAUGAAGAACCUGCGCCACAGCCGAAAACCAGCGCACUGCGCCCUGAGCGGUCUACGCACUCGUGUUCCCGCCAGAGGAGAUCGGCGAGGCGUCAUGAGCAAAUGGCGGUUUCGUAUAUUGUUGUCGAAUCAUUUCCUCGAUGGAAAUGGACAUCAAACCUACUCUCAUGACCUGGCAACCUUGCUCAAUGCUGGUUAUGUCCUACUUGAUAUUGCUCCACGGAGUUCAGACCACUCGCAUGAGAAGCUCCACAGGAUUAUACCUCAUGCUCGUCCAACGCUAGAAGUAUUAACGCGAACACAGCAUGCGCGACUCGACAAACGACGCCGCCGAGUCCUUCCAAUCCCGCCACUCAAACAGAUUCUCGACCGUCACCUCGACGGACAGAGGCGGCGACGCGUUGCGGGCGAGGCGGACGAGGUGCUCGUCGAUGCGCUGCCACGCCAGGGUGGACGAGCCGCAGCCGAACUCGUGCAAGUGCACUUUCGCGAGCUUGAUGUGGAUGCGGACCGCGGCGAGCGCGAGAUGGCUCACCCGGUUGAGGAUGAUGAGGAUCGGGUCGGCAUCGGACGCGCGCGGGGAGACGGCCGGGAGGACAAAGAUGCGGACCCACGCGACAUCGUCUUUGUGCUCUACGCUGAGCUCGAGGUUCGUCAUGUCACGUAUCAGCAGCCGCCGUGUCAGCCAGAACGUGAUGUGGUUGUCUGUGCCGCAGACACUCAGGCCUUGCAAAACCUUCUUGGCACGAUUUGGGCGCCGGGUGCACGAGGUGUUGUAUACGUGUGGCAGGCCCGUCAGGCAGGACACGAUAGGGUGGCCGCGCGUGAGGCCAAAGAAAGGGCUGCCCGGCCAGUGGAUGCGAACAGUGUGAAAGAGGUGGCGUCGAAGACGAACAGCGCUGGCCAAACGUACACGGUGAAAGUCGACCCCGUUCUGAAAGGAAUGAAUGCCGGUCCCGAGGCAGGAAGCAGGUUCGAGCCGGCCGAAAUGCUUUCGGCAUCCGUGGGGUUCGCACUGUCCGAGAGAUGUCUACCCUCUGUAAAGCUAGAAAGCAUGCAGUCUGGGCUGUCAUAUGAAGGCAUAGAGAUGAUCCAUUCCUACCAGCGCUCAUUUAUAUUCACGUUCUCAUAG
Messenger RNA from Postia placenta MAD-698-R-SB12, 3855 nucleotides. RefSeq lists its product as hypothetical. Lineage: Eukaryota; Fungi; Basidiomycota; Agaricomycetes; Polyporales; Adustoporiaceae. The record is from RefSeq and is a predicted model, not a curated record. The transcript has 14 exons. Bases 1 to 3855 code for a protein of 1284 amino acids.